AUCUGGAACUUACCCUUUGACUCUUAGCGUCGCAGGUACCGACAUGCCGACUCGGCGAUCGGCGAUCGGUAACUGUCAUGUCGUCAUGCUCACUUCAUCACAUUGUGCGCUUCUCGUUUAAACCACAUGCUCCUCUUUACCGCACCGCGCGUUCGCUGACAGAAUUCAUCGGGCAACGGCGGAGAUGCCGUGACGCCCUUCAUAUUUGUAGGAGACUCCUCGACCCCAUCCACCCCGCACCCCACAACAAUGUCGCACGACGGUCUAGCCCUCAUCCAGCCCGACGCCGCCAAGCGGCACCUCGAAAUGGCGAAUCUCCCCCUUCUUCCAGCCGCGGAGGACGCGUAUGUCGUGGCGGUGCGCGCGAGCGCCGCCUGCCGCGGCGAGCUGGGGUGGGAGAACGCCGACCCCCACCUCUUCACGCACCGCCCGCAGCGCGUGCCCGGUCCCGAGGGCGCCGGCGUCGUCGUGACAGCACCCGCGGGCGCCGAGUUCCAAGCGGGCGACGAAAUCAUGUGGGCGCUCGACGCAUGGGCGUCGGGCUCGAUGCGGGAAUACACGGCUGUGCCGGUCGGCGCGGCGGCGCGCCGCCCGAAGGUGUCGUGGGCCGAGGCGGCGGCUAUACCGCUCAGCGCGGAGACGGCGUGGCAGGGCCUCUUCGAGCAGGGGGGUCUCAAGGCCGUAUUUGACGGGCAGGCGAACGCGGGUAAGCGCGUGCUCGUGACUGGUGCAAGUGGGAGUGUUGGGUUGUGGGCGCUGCGCUUCGGCUCGGCGGCUGGUGCAUACAUGGUGGGAGUGGGGAGCGGGGCGCGUGCCGGCGAGAUGCGCGCCAACGGCGCCGCCGAGGUCGUCGACUACACGACGACCAGUGUGGGCGAGUGGGCGAGGCCGGGGCAGAUCGACCUCGUCCUCGAUUGUUCGGGCAUCGACCAGGUUGGCGCUUGGGCGGCGCUCAGAGACGGCGGGACAUUUCUUUCCGUCGUGACGGACCCCGUCGAGACGCAGCCCGAGGGCAAGAAGGCCACGGCCCAGUGGUACCUUGUACGUACACGCGUGCCGGAAUUGGCGCAGAUUGCCGACCUCGUCGACGAACGGGGGUGGCUUCCUGCUAUCGAUAGCGUACACGAAUUCAACGCGUUUCAGGCCGCGUACGACCGCGUCGACGGUGUUGCGACAGGAAAGGUUGUUGUGUCGAUUUCAGCCGACUCUUAGGAGGUUGAUUGUGGCGCCUGCGUGAAGGCCUCUCCAUUGUAAGGGCUCUAUGUAAUCUGUCCCAAAAAGCUCAUGU
This is a messenger RNA of Cutaneotrichosporon oleaginosum, 1288 nucleotides long. RefSeq lists its product as uncharacterized. The record is from RefSeq and is a predicted model, not a curated record. Gene Ontology annotation, molecular function: oxidoreductase activity. NCBI's taxonomy places the organism in Eukaryota, Fungi, Basidiomycota, Tremellomycetes, Trichosporonales, Trichosporonaceae. Gene Ontology annotation, cellular component: mitochondrion.